Molecule: messenger RNA, 366 nt
Organism: Phaeodactylum tricornutum CCAP 1055/1
Lineage: Eukaryota; Bacillariophyta; Bacillariophyceae; Surirellales; Neidiaceae
Exons: 2
Source: RefSeq, a predicted model, not a curated record
AUCGAGGCUAUUUACGAGCGAUCGUCUUCACUUAGCGCUCCCGCAGUUAAGGAUUUUGUUUCGCAGCUCUGUCAUGUUUCAAACCUAGAGAUUUCUUUCCAUCACACUCAACCAAACAUCUACAAUUUACAGAAGCUGGUGGAGGUAACUCACUACAAUAUGGACAAGCGACCCAGACUAAUAUUUGCCGAGCUUUGGGUAACAGUGGCGGAUCACCUGACCGCGACUGCACUUCAUUCAAAUCCCGCUUUAGCAAUGUAUGCGGUUGAUUCUUUCCGACAGCUCAGUAUACAAUAUCUAAAACGAGAUGAGCUGGAGGUAUUUGAAUUUCAAAAGCGAUUCCUAAAGCCUCUGGAGACUGUUAUG